AUGGCACACACUACUUCCUCUGGUUACUUCCUCUGGUUAGAAGGAAUACAUUGUAAACAAGGACAAAAGAUGAUUAUAAAAAUUGGAGACGUCAAAACCUUCAUCGAACCACUUUGUACUAAGAGGAUCAUUUUCGUAGACUGUCAAAAUUUGAGGCUGCUGGAUGAAGGACAGGGUCCUAGUUUCAAGAUCAAUUCUAAAGUUUCAGUCAAACACUCAAUUAGCUAG
This is a messenger RNA of Dovyalis caffra, 228 nucleotides long. NCBI's taxonomy places the organism in Eukaryota, Viridiplantae, Streptophyta, Magnoliopsida, Malpighiales, Salicaceae. The record is from the annotation of a GenBank genome assembly.